This is a messenger RNA of Rana temporaria (common frog), 2110 nucleotides long. RefSeq names its product DnaJ heat shock protein family (Hsp40) member A3 (gene DNAJA3). Gene Ontology annotation, molecular function: heat shock protein binding; protein kinase binding; ATP binding. Gene Ontology annotation, cellular component: mitochondrion. The record is from RefSeq and is a predicted model, not a curated record. The transcript has 12 exons. Gene Ontology annotation, biological process: negative regulation of apoptotic process; protein folding; response to heat. NCBI's taxonomy places the organism in Eukaryota, Metazoa, Chordata, Amphibia, Anura, Ranidae. Bases 18 to 1424 code for a protein of 468 amino acids.
CGCAUGCGCACUUGUUAAUGGUUGCCGGCAAGAUGGCAGCUCGCUGCUCCUCGCGCUGGUUCGCAGUAGCAGUGUCCGGGGUGAGGGGACAGCUGGUGCCAGGGGGGCACCGCUGGUCCCGGGCCGAGGGAGCCCAGCUAUUGGCUCUGCGGGCGGUGGGGGCCCGAGUCCUCGCAGGAGUCUUCACAGGGCAUGUCUCACAAUUCCACACAAGUUCAUCCGCCUGCAACAAAACAGACUUCUACCAGGUUUUGGGGGUCCCAAGGAAUGCGACCCAGAAAGAAAUAAAGAAGGCCUAUUACCAGCUGGCAAAAAAAUACCACCCUGACGCCAACAAAGAAGAUCCUCAGGCCAAGGAUAAGUUCUCUAAGUUGGCUGAAGCUUAUGAGGUUUUAAGUGAUGAAAUGAAACGCAAGCAAUACGAUGCAUAUGGCACUGCUGAUUUUGCAGCUGGAGCCAGCGGAGGUGGACAGCAGUAUUGGAGGGGCGGACCCACCGUAGAUCCAGAAGAACUUUUCCGCAGGAUCUUUGGGGAGUUUACUGGCGGCGGCGGAGGCGGGACUCCAUUUGGUGAUUUCAACAAUAUGUUUGAACAGCCCCAGGAGUACAUCAUGGACCUCACCUUUAUCCAGGCAGCUAAGGGAGUCAACAAAGAGAUAUCAAUUAACAUCACAGACACGUGUCCGAGGUGCAAUGGAAAAGGAAAUGAGCCUGGCACGAAACUUCAGCAUUGCCACUAUUGCAAUGGCACCGGCAUGGAGACGAUUAACACUGGCCCCUUUGUCAUGAGAUCAACCUGUCGACGAUGUGGCGGAAAGGGGUCCACAAUGACGAAUCCAUGUCUAUCCUGCCGGGGUAGUGGACAGACCAAACAGACGAAGACGGUGACUGUGCCAGUUCCUGCUGGUGUGGAGAAUGGGCAGACUGUACGAAUGCCAGUGGGGAAGAAAGAAAUUUUCAUCACGUUUCGGGUGCAGAAAAGUCAGACCUUCAGACGAGAUGGCGCAGACAUCCACUCAGACCUGUUUGUUACGAUCGCACAAGCUGUCCUUGGAGGCACUUCCAGAGCACAAGGCCUUUAUGAACCCAUCAGUGUUGUUAUCCCACCUGGUGCACAGCCAGAUCAGAGAAUUAGAAUCAGCGGCAAAGGCAUACCAAGAGUGAACAGUUAUGGCUACGGAGAUCACUAUAUUCACAUUAAGGUUAAGGUUCCAAGAAAUCUGUCAGAGAGACAGCGGACGCUGAUGUUGAGCUUUGCUGAGGAUGAAGUGGACGUGGAAGGCACAGUGAAUGGCUUAACCAACACAACAACAGAAAGUACCCGACAGAACUCUGCAGCUGGGAAGGAGAGUCCUGAGGCUGAGCAGGCAGGGGAAAACAAGGAGGGAUUCCUAAGCAAACUAAAGAAAAUGUUUAGUUCAUGACGGAAAGAGAUCAACUGGAAACUAGGAGAGAAAAAAAAUGUGGACUCUACUUAAUAUGGAGACAUGUCACUACGUUAAGAUGCUGAAAACAUCUUCUCUGACCGAAGCCAUCAGUUUACUGUAGCUACCCCUGGCAAUCCAUGAUGACACCAUAUCGGACUGUAAAUGAAGGAGACUUCCAAGGACCGGCCAAGUUUUUUUUUUUGUUUUUUUCUUUUUUUUUCUUCUUCCUUUAAAUAUUUAAUUUGAAAUUCUGUAGUGCAAUUUAUUUGUCGCAAUUUGUCACGCAAGCUGUAAAGAUUAUUACCCAAUCUUAUCUUUCUGCACUUAAAUAUAGUAUAUUUGACUUUAUAUUAUUCUAGGCUGUACAUCCUCUUAUGGGGGGCUUAAUUGUUGGCACAGCCAAUGGUACAUACAGUAAAAUAAGUAAUUUUGAGAAUAUCAAAUGUGCAUAGGCACCUUGGCUUAUAAAUGUUUCGUGUUCUAGGACAGUGUUUCCCAACUCGGCAUCUUGGAAACCACCAGCAGUACAUGAUCUACACACUUUAGUUGGGAGAAUAGGUGUAUUUGAGCUUUAUUUGUCAAUGUCUAAUGGGAGAACUGCCUGUCUGUGUUGCUUAUAGCAGCCAAUCAGAUCCUUCAUUUGAAUAUUCCAGUAAAGUACUGAAGUAAAGAGAAAACCGUGA